UUUAGCCAUUGGUACGUUUCAUCCUGAGGUGAGAGCGAGCCUGCUCGGUUCAUACGGUCCCAACAGGGGGUAGACUGUCUGCAAGUGCAAGUGGAGUGUCGGGGGUUUGCGGCAUAGGAGGGAGAUAAGGGAGACUGCCUAAACGACGAGUCACAGGAGAAACACAGGCACAAAACGCUUAAACUAGAGUAUUUUGUUCAGAUUUAGCUUAGCUUUUUACUGAUACCUGUGAACGAGAACGGCUUUCCAAAUGGCAAGUCCUGUAGACGACAUAGGACAUUCUCAUCAGCAUCAGUCGCCCUCAGAAUCGACUGCAGAGCCCGCGUUCCUGGAGGCGCAAAAAUGGAUUGAGGCAGUAACGGGACGCUGCUUCGGGGACAAGGACUUCAGAGGAGGCCUGGAGAAUGGGAUCCUGCUGUGCGAGUUGUUGAGUUCCGUCAAACCUGGUUUGGUGAAGAAGAUCAACAGACUCCCUACUCCCAUCGCUGGCGUGGACAACCUGAGUGUGUUCCUGCGAGGCUGUGAGGAGCUGGGGCUGAAGGGCUCCCAGCUGUUUGAUCCAGGAGACCUGCAGGACACGUCCACACGGCCCAACGCCAAGAUCGCAGACGGCACCAGGAAGCUGAAGAAUGUUCUGAUCACCCUCUACUGGCUGGGCCGGGCCGCCAACAGCUGUAUCUCCUACAGUGGACCCACCCUGGAGCUGAAGGAGUUUGAGGGCCUGCUGUCACACAUGCGAAAGGAGGUGGAGGAGCUGGACAGUCCUCGCUGCAGCGUGAGGGACAGUGGCUACGUGGACUGCUGGGACUCUGAGCGGAGCGACUCUCUCUCCCCGCCGCGCCACGCCCGCGACGACUCCUUCGACAGCCUGGACUCUCUGGGCUCUCGCUCCCCACACACCCCGUCUCCGGACGCCCUGGUUGCCCGCGGCAACAGCGAUGGCCGAGGCAGUGACUCAGAGUCGGACGCCCCCCACAGGAAGCUCCCAGACGUGCGUAAGGACGACAUGCUGGCUCGCCGCACCUCGGUCAGCGAGCCCCGUGCCGCCAUGCCCUUCAACCAGUACCUGCCCAACAAGAGCAACCAGAGCGGCUACGUCCCCACGCCCCUCCGCAGGCGGAGGGCCGACCGUGAGGAGGGCGGCCGCAAGAGCUGGAGUACCGCUACCUCCCCCAUAGGGGGCGACAGACCCUUCAGAUGCAGCUUCAGAUCUAGUGUGUCAGAUGACCCAGAGAGCGUGAGCAUGAUAGACAUGCGCUGUGAGGAGGAUGCUAUGCUGCAGCCCCACAGCCAGACACGCCACCAGCUCCUCCACCAGCAGUACCAGCACAUGAAGGAGGACGAGGACCACUGGCAGGACGACCUGGCCCGGUGGAAGAGUAGAAGGAGGAGUGUGUCCCAGGACCUGAUCAAGAAGGAGGAGGAGAGGAAGAUGAUGGAGCAGCUAAUGACAGGAGGAGGCUGCACCUCCCAGAGGAGGAAGAGUAUCAAGACCUACAGGGAGAUCGUAGAGGAGAAAGAGCGCAGGGAGGAUGAGCUUCGCCAGGCGUACCGUAGUGCCCGCUCCCCCGAGGAGGCAGCGUCUGUCCUCCACCGCUACGCCCUCCGCUUCACCAUCAGCGAGGCGGUGCUGGAACGCCUGCAGCUCCCCAGGCUGCUGGACUGCAGCACCUCCACCGACCCCUCCCUGUUAUCCUCACCCCUCUCCCCCUCCACCGAUGACCCCGACGGCCCCCUCAGGUACCUGAGGCAGCAGUCCCUGCCGGCACCGCGCUUCACCGCCAUGGUGGAAGCCCAAGUGGAGGGCUUCGCCCCGGCCAACGCCCACCGGCCCCAGAUCCGCUCCCCUGACCGCCGCGCCCCGCCCCGGGCGCUCUCCCCCAAGCCUGUGCCUCUGCUGACGCCCCAGCCUUACCUCCAGAGCAAGCCCACGCUGGCCAACCUCUGCACGGGCAAGACGGACAGCUUGCUGCGUGUGAACGGAGACGUGGGGGUUGUUGACUCCAUCACCCCCGACAGCGAUGGCAGCCCCUCCCCCCUGCUGUUCCACCCCUCCCCUGCCACGCCCACGGCCAAACCCUCCCCCCCCUCACAGUUCCACCCCUCCCCUGCCACGGCCACGGCCAAGCCCUCCCCCCCUCUCAGCCCCUCCCCCCUGCUGUUCCACCCCUCCCCUGCCACGCCCAAGCCCUCCCCCCCUCUCAGCCCCUCCCCACCUGCUGAGGUCCAGACGGGCGGUGGCAAGACUGACGCCAGCGAGGCUCCGCCCACCUCUCUGCUCUUGCAGGGCCCAGAGGAGGCAGGAAGCCCAACCAAAGCUCCUCCCAGGAAGGAGGCGGAGCCAACACAAGUCCCGCCCACAGAAACCGUUUUGAAGAAGCCGGAGGAGGCUAGUUUGAGCAGCUCUGCUCCCAGACAGAUCCCAGCUGCCACCUGCUCUGUCCAAUCAGAGCACACCACACAGCAAGCCCCACCAAUGACUUCUCAGGUCAGGGGGAGUAUAGCGGAGGAGCCUGGGAGCGUGACGGAGGCUGUGGUCUUGGCUGGUCCAGGACCUGCUGCUGCCAGUGACCCAGGAACAGAGAUAGCAGAGAAGGAUCAUGGGAAGACGGCAGCCCCUGGGUUGCCCCUGGCGACGCGGCCUGGCCGCUGGUCGCGGGACCCUGAGGAAGAGAGGAGGCGUCAGGAGAGCUGGCAGAGAGAGCAGGAGCGCAUGCUGCAGGAGAAGUAUGAGCGUGAGCAGGAGAAGCUGAAGCAGGAGUGGGAGACAGCCCAGAGGGAGGUGGAGGAGGAUGAGAGGAGGCACCACCAGGAGGAGCAGAGGAUACUAGAGGAGACUGUAGGCCCCCUUACCCCCCUCUCCCCCCUCCCCUCCUCCCUGACCCCGCUUGCCUUCUCCCUGCCCUCCCUCCCCUCCUCCCUGCCCCCGCUCCCCUCCUCGCUACCCCCGCUUCCCUCCUCGCUGUCGUUCAGUCAGAACAGCACCAAGCGAUCAAAUGGAGACAGAAGGUUUGCUUCUGUUGAGAAGUUGGAACCCAGUCCAUCCAAGUCACCCUCCCCCUCAUCCUCAGACACACAGCCCCCGUCUCCCAGCAGGUCAGUCAGUGGGAAAAAGCUGUGCUCCAGCUGUGGUCAUCCACUGGGCAAAGGGGCGGCCAUGAUCAUAGAGACCCUCAGCCUGUUCUUCCACAUCCAGUGCUUUAAGGUCAGAGACCCCUGGAGGACUAGCUAGGAGGGACAUG
Molecule: messenger RNA, 3242 nt
Organism: Hypomesus transpacificus
Lineage: Eukaryota; Metazoa; Chordata; Actinopteri; Osmeriformes; Osmeridae
Gene: limch1b
Product: LIM and calponin homology domains 1b
Biological process (GO): regulation of focal adhesion assembly; positive regulation of stress fiber assembly
Cellular component (GO): stress fiber
Molecular function (GO): myosin II head/neck binding
Source: RefSeq, a predicted model, not a curated record